AUGCUGUCAUCUGAGAUAACAGAGGAUAAGCUAUUGUAUAGAGAAACCAGGAGAAUUAAGGCCGGUGAAAUUGAGAGGUUUAAAAUUCAUUAUGUUUCGGAUAAAGAAGGUGAUAAAGCGAUGAAGGUUCCGAAAAGUCUUUGGGUUAAAGUCAAAAAUAUCGAGCUGAUUGCAUUUCGGGCAGCAUAUCUUGCAGGUCCAUAUGUUCUUUACGUUGAUUGUAAACCUGAAGAGUAUGACCCAAAUAAGAAAUGUUUUAUAACGGCAGACCAACCAGUGUUUGAACCACAGUUAUUACCAGCCCAAUCGUUCUAUGCGGAAUUAUCAUGCCAUACGAUCAAGGAUUCAUAUAAUUGGACAGUGGAUGUUAUAUCACAGAUUAUUUUCAACAAGACUAUAGACGUUAAUUUUGAAAUUACUAUCGGUACAUCUAAAAGUAUUCUACAUGAUGCAUCCUUAGCAGAAAAGCAUGUCAAAAAUAGUGACGAACGAGGGACCUUUGUACCUUCGACAAUUCUAAAUGUAGAAAAUCAUGAUACGUUGGAUUUGUGGAACUUGCCAUUGCCUGAUACAAAGAAACCUAUACAUUUGGUAAUAUUGACCCAUGGACUUCAUUCUAAUGUUAGUGUUGAUAUGCUAUAUCUAAAGGAACAAAUGGAUAAAGCAAAUAAUCAAGACAAUAUUGUUGUUAAAGGUUACUUUGGAAAUUUAGGUAAGACAGAAAGAGGAAUCAAAUAUUUAGGAAGUAGAGUGGCCGAAUAUAUUGUUGACUUGGUGACUAAGAAUGAGACUUACAAUAAAGGUAAAGUAGCAAAAAUAUCGUUCGUUGGACAUUCAUUGGGUGGAUUAGUACAAACUUUUGCAAUAGCGUAUUUGCAAAACAAUUUUGCAUGGUUUUUCAAGAGCAUUAAGCCUAUUAAUUUUAUCACGAUAGCCUCUCCUUUAUUAGGUGUCGUCAACGAGAAUCCGGCGUAUGUUAAAAUGGCGUUACUGGCUGGAGUGGUGGGUAAAACGGGUCAAGAAUUGGGUUUAAAGCUAAUAGAAAAUGAUUCAAAGCCCUUAUUACUAUUAUUGCCUACUGGGCCUACCCACAGAACACUUAAGAUGUUCGUACGAAGAACGGUAUAUGGUAACGUUGCCAAUGAUGGUAUAGUACCAUUAAGAACUUCUGCAUUAUUAUACCUAGAUUAUAAGGGAUUAACGCAAAUUUUGAAUAAUCCUGAUAUUAAGAAGAAAUAUACUGAUGACAACAGUACCACAGAUAAGAUUCCGGAUAAUAGCUCAUUGGAUGUUAAUGACGACUCGAAGUUACUGCUGUCAUUACAAGCCAUGUUUUCCUAUUUUAUGCCUCAAAAACAAAGGAAAAAGCCAGAUGUUCAAUAUCAAAGAUUUCAAACGAAGAAAGAAGGCAAGUCAAAUAAUACUUCAAACGAGGAUGAUGUCGAGGACAGUGAGAAUAAUAAUGAAUGUUAUGAAGAAUUACCUAAAUCUUCGUUUGUUGAAGCAGCAACCACUUUAAUAUUACCACCAUUGCCGUCUUUGAAAUAUAUAACUAACCCAGAAUCUCGUGACAAUGUUGUAGUUCAUGAUAAGGUUUACCAUGAAAGUGAUUUACCACCAAGAGAUCUGGCAUCCAAAUCACAGAUACAGACACUGACUAUAAAAAAGACACCAAUAGAUAAAGAUGAUGAAACAAGUUCAUCAAACAAUGACGAAAUGUCAAGUUCACAACAAUCAAGCUUACGUCAGAGGUUCAUGGAAUCUCUUGACGUUCAAAAUGUGGAACACAUAGAAGAAGAAAUUGCAAGGGAAUACCAUAAGAAUAUGAGCUGGAGAAAAGUAUUGGUUAAUUUGAAGCCUGAUGCUCACAAUAAUAUUAUCGUGAGAAGAAGAUUUGCUAAUGCUUAUGGUUGGCCAGUAAUUGACCAUAUAGUCAAAAAUCAUUUCAAAGAUGGAAUGGAUACUUCAGAUAAAUAUAUCAAGCCUGAUAGACCCAACGGUGUUUGCGGAGAUGACCCUAAUAUAGCAAGCUUUGAUUCGUUAGAUGCUGAAGUAGACCUUUCGGAUAUACUUUCAAGAGAUUUACUAACACAACAGAAUGAUGAUAUAGACAAAGAAAACCAGAACGAAGAAAUUGAAGGGGAACAUUGUGAACAUGGCUGGAUUAAUUCAAAGGAUAAUGCUGAAUCCCUAUUUGCUGUGGGACCUACGGGUCUUUUAUCUGAUGUGAGUGAAAUGGUUGGCAAUUUAAGAGAUCAAUGGUAUAAUUAUAAUGGUAAUAGUAAAGAACCCAAACGAAAUGUAUCUGAAGGUAUUGAAUCCAAUACAGAUACAACGCCUAACGAUCCAGAAAGAGAAAUACCUGAUGAAAUCAAUGAUGGUGAUUUAGGAUUAUCGAAACUGUUGAUGGGCAAUUUCAUCUAG
Debaryomyces hansenii CBS767 is the source of this 2424-nucleotide messenger RNA. Its product is annotated as putative lipase. Lineage: Eukaryota; Fungi; Ascomycota; Pichiomycetes; Serinales; Debaryomycetaceae. The record is from RefSeq and is a predicted model, not a curated record. The transcript has a single exon. The coding region runs from base 1 to 2424 and encodes 807 amino acids. Gene Ontology annotation, molecular function: monoacylglycerol lipase activity.